Messenger RNA from Daktulosphaira vitifoliae (grape phylloxera), 622 nucleotides. RefSeq lists its product as uncharacterized. The transcript has 3 exons. The record is from RefSeq and is a predicted model, not a curated record. NCBI's taxonomy places the organism in Eukaryota, Metazoa, Arthropoda, Insecta, Hemiptera, Phylloxeridae. The coding region runs from base 119 to 622 and encodes 167 amino acids.
UAUUGAGUUGUUACAAACAAUCAUUUCGUACACUUAGCUUGGUUACGGUUCAAUGUAAGUGUUUGCCAAUUAUAAUCAGUUCAUAUUAAAUUUUAUCGUAAAACAAUACCUCCUAAAUAUGCAAAGUCAACGUUGGAUAUUUACGUCGCCGGGUGGCGCAUAUGAGUACAAGAAAACAUCGAUCACUAAAGAGCAUUAUAUUGUACCCUUGCAAAAAAAUGAACCUACCGACGAAGUAGAACGCAAACGACGAGACCUAGAAAAGUUUAUGUGGCGUACCAUGACCGAUAGAGUUUUAAAUGAAUUGAAAGAACAGCAACUAAAUACUCGAGAUUUUCAUUCAACUUGCCAGACAUCAUAUAGUGAGUCAUAUAACAAAAAUGGAUUUAAAUUCAAAGAAUUAGGAACUGAAAUUGACGAAGAGCUUAAGCGCAAGUAUCCAUUGUACGGUGAUAUAGCAAUAACUGUUCAUCUAAAAGAAAUUAACAAGAUCAAAGCAAAAGAAUCAAUACACAAACCACUCACAGGGGUGUUUAAAAGAGAUAAUCGCUUUACUAGCCGUUUAAGUAAUCCACAAGAUACCCACAAAUCGGUUACACCAGAACAUUAUGCAUAUGUUUAA